CCUCUCUUAGUUAACACCCCCUGCUCUGCAGCGUUCAGCUCAGCUAUUCUUCUGCGUUUUUUUCCCGCUAUAAAACCCCAGGUUUACACUCUGGCCAUCAUUUUAGCCCCGCUUUCUCUCUGUCCUGCUCUUUUCGUCCAUCGUCCACUGGGACCUGGGCUGGCUCGACCGGACCGACCCCGCAGUUUCAGGCCUGGAAAAUCGCGCAUAAGGAAAGAAAAUGUACAAGCUGUUAUCAGAGCUGGUGGUCCUGCUGGGAGUCGUUGGGAUUAGUUUUGGUGCGAUUCAGAGACCUGAUUAUGAUGACACUCCAAACCCAGAGUUCUUGAACCCAUCCUGGAUGGCCAGCAUCCCUGAUGAUCAGCCACUGUCUGCAAUCACUAUGCCAGGAACACACAACACCAUGGCCCUGUACGGCGGCGUGUAUGCAGAGUGUCAGACCUGGAGCCUGGCCUCCCAACUGCGUGCCGGUGUUCGUUUUCUAGAUGUCCGUGUGCGUUACGUCAACGGGAAUCUCACCAUCCACCAUGGGGUGUCCUACCAGUGGGCUCACUUUGGACAUGUACUGGAGGGCGUGGUCGACUUCCUGCAUGAAUACCCGAGUGAAACAGUGUUGAUGCGUGUAAAAGAGGAGUUCAGCGAGACGAAUAACAUAUAUGGUGCUGUGGUAGACUUCAUCCAUCGCUAUGCUUACUGGGAUCUACUGUGGCACAGCCGACUGGUGCCGACCAUGGGAGAGGCCCGAGGGAAGCUCAUCAUCCUGCAGGACUUUUCUGGGCCAGAUUUGGGAAUGCGCUACGGUUCCCUGGAUAUAGCCGAUGACUGGAAGGUAUCCACGCUGCUGAAUCUGAAGGAGAAAUGGGAGAGUGUCUACAAACACCUGGAGGCCGCACCGUCAGGAAAUAUGGGUCAGAUUUUUCUGACCUACGCCAGUGGAGCUGGUUUGUUCGCCCACCCCAGAGCUGUUGCAAAGGGAAUCAAUCCCCAGCUGUAUGAGUACCUGCAGGCCAAGACCAACCAGAACCAGCGCUUUGGAAUCAUAUGCAUGGACUUCCCAGCAGCUCCUAUUAUCCAAAUGAUCAUCGAUUUUCAACUUCAAGAGAUCGUGAAGACCAACAGAAUGGAUUUGGUGCAUACGACUCUUUUACUCAAGCAAAUAAUGAAACAUUUUGCUGCUACAAAAUGACCCAUAUUGUUAUUGUAACUCAGAAGCUUGCAAAAAAUGCAGUCAUUUUUUUUAAAUCAGCAGCUAAGAGAAAUAAUUAGACUUUCUCAGGUAAAGAUUUAAAGCUUAACCUGUUUUCUACUCACUAGCCAUUGCUUGCCUAAGUUAAGAAAAUAAAAGGUGCAAAACUGAAAUAUUUUACUUUCACGAAAAGGAAGUAUUGUGAUAAAAGUUCAUUUAGAUUUUGAAAAGAAAUUAUGCAUUUGAUUAAAAAAAAUUUGAAAACAUGAGGCUUCUGAAUAAUAAAUGAAAUUGCUUAAGCUACGUCUGUUUUUAGCUUUUCUUUACCAUUUGUCGAGUCAUGUGAAUGAAGACAUUAAUCUGAGCGCUGGUCUCAAACUACAAUUUAGGAUUCCUUCACUGUUUAGUUAUAUAAUCUAUGUGAUCACAGUAAUCUACAUAACAAAUAACAGAACCAAACAAAUAUCGAACCUAAAAACGGUUGUUAACUGGAAAAAAUGUCCUCAUUUAGUAAAACUCAAUAGAUUUUUGGGUGGUUUGGGUGGAGGAUAAGGGACUGUGUCAACAGAUGAUCUGAGUUCCCCUCAGUCUAACAAAAUAAUUUAUACAAUAAAUAAUAGAAUAGAAUAUCCCUUUAUUUGUCCUUCUAACUACACAAUAAUGGACAACAAAAGCACAUCCCAAAAUAAUCAAAUGUAAUUAAGUGUAGAUGUUAAAAAUGUGCUUUUUGUUUUUUGUGCAAACAAGUCUAUGCAUAGUAAUAUGGUGUCUUGCAAAAGUAUUAAUACUGCUUGAACUUUCCUACAUUGUUUCGGAUCACAACCAUUAAACUUUAAGGUAUUUUAUUUGAAUUUUAUAUGAUAAAAAAAGCACAAAUGAGUGCAAUGUUGUGAAAUGGAAGGACAGUGAUACGUGGUUUUGAAAAUGUUUCAGUAAAUAAAAAUCUGAUAGGUUUGGAAUGCAUUUCUGCCCCCUUAACUCUGCAACCUUUAAAAAAAUCCAGUGCACCAAAAGGCACCAAAUUAGUAAAUAGAUUCAAUCUGUGCUUAAUUUAAUCACCUAUGGAGAGGCAGCAGGAAGAAAGCCAAUAUUCCUCAUUUUCUUUCCACGCUUUAAUUAUACACUACUUUGUGUUGGUCUAGCCCAUACAAUCCUAAUAGGUCAUGCAGAAGUUUAUUCAUGAAGAAAAUACUACAGGAACAUAGAAACUUAAACAAAGUUGUCCAUUAAAUGUGAUGUUAGUGAUACAUCAUUAUUAUGUUCUGGUAUCCAGACAAAAACAGCCUCUUUAAAAAAGUACAAUAGAGGCAUAAUUAUCUUUUUCCUUAGCAUGUCUACAGGAAAAAACAAAAUCAUAGUUAUUAGUUGUGCUUAAUGCACCCAAUGUCACACGAAACCUUUUGCAGUAUGUUUGCUCAUUUCUCAACACUAGAUGGCACUAUUAAAACACAAUUUAUCAGACAGAAAAUAAUAGAAAUUAUUACUUUAUCUUAAAAUACAAACAGAGUCACAGCCAUAUGUUUGUUCUGGUGUCUUUUACAACACUUCACACCUGUUUGCCGAAACUGCAUGGGCUCUAGAUACAUAUAAAACCCAGACUCUGCAACUUCUACUUCGGCUGAUUUCCAAUCUCGUUUUUCAAGAUGGACAAUAGACCUCAAAGUCCUACAUCGAUUGCAACAGUUGUUGUGAUGAACAUUAUUUGGUGGAUGCUGAUGAUAGCAGCCAUUGGACUGGGUGCCACACAUCUGGAUAGCUGCCCCUUGCAGCCCAACGUCCCUGUUUACCUGAUCGUGAUGGGAGCAACCAGCCUGCUGUCUCUGGUUUUCACCUACAGCAGCAGCGGCUACCAGGACGGAGCCGUUCACAUCCUGAGCUUGGCCUGCAUGACCGUUCUGCACAUCUUCAGUUUCGCCUGGUUGAUAGCAGGCAGUUCGUGGGUUUAUUCAGUCUACCCUCCACACUACUCUGGACCGGGCCCGUACUGCCACAAGACAACCUACAUGUUCGCUUUCGUUGUAACAACGGUGCUGUGGGCCGUGAUGGCACUGGUGCUCACCUGCGGCUGCUGCUUUGGUCUGCUGACCUGCUGCACCACCGUGUUCGCAGGACGCCACUUGUUACCAGACCGUAAAAGCUUCUAUGGUGCAACAAGCUCCUACCAGCCAAUAGUUGGGGAUGUGUGAUUUAAAUCUGGGUUCAUGUCUUGAAAUGGUUGGGGAGGUUAAUCUUACACUGCUGAUGGUGUAGAUUUUCGUCUUUCUGCUGACAGUUUCUUGUUUUUGUUUUUUAUUUCUUGAUAUUAGUGAGGCUUAUACAAAAGGUGGAAAAUGCUUGACAGCUGUAGCCAGAAAUCCCACCUACACCCUCCACUUUAUUCCUGCUCAUUUAACACACAGAGCCAAUUUUUGCAAUAACUUCAUAUUUGUUUUAUAGCUUUAACCUCCAGCUCAGUUCUUUGCAGGCUGUGGUCCAAUGCAACUGAUUAGAUAUCACAUCUCCUUCACAUUGCAGCUCUGGUAGAUCACAUGUUUCCUGUUAAUAACAGCAAGAAAACUAUCAACAUUUUUAAGCCAAAAGAAAAUGAGGCAUUGCAUAACAACAAUGUAAGUGAUCAUUAAAAAAAAUCCUGGUCUUACGUAAGACCAGGAUUUUUUUUAAAGGUCUUGGCCCAAGACUGACCUUUAAUACACUUUAUGUGUCGUAUGACAUGAACUUGAUUCUUAACAUCGUGGUUACAAAUGAAUGGUGUUUCGCAACAUGCUUUUUAAUCGUUUUCUUAGCCCUAAUCUGGCCCUGAUUAACACCGCAAUUACAAUAUUCUAUUCAUAUGUCUCUUUCAAACCUGUGUAGAUGUUAACGUCCUUGACAACGUCCCCAAUUCACUUACUGUUUCAAUUAGAUGGUGCUUUCAGGUGGUGUAAAAGUAAUACUAUAACACUGCUACCAAUAUGUGAAGGAACUCCUAAAAGUCAAAAUAUAAAUGUAAAUGGAAAAGUGGGAGAGUUGAAUGCUGAAUGUACUGUAUAUAAAUAAAGUUUUUCUGAAAAACGUAAAUAAAAAAGUACUUAACGGA
Molecule: messenger RNA, 4262 nt
Organism: Fundulus heteroclitus (mummichog)
Lineage: Eukaryota; Metazoa; Chordata; Actinopteri; Cyprinodontiformes; Fundulidae
Product: phosphatidylinositol-specific phospholipase C
Exons: 8
Coding region: 221-1186 (321 amino acids)
Biological process (GO): lipid metabolic process
Molecular function (GO): phosphoric diester hydrolase activity
Source: RefSeq, a predicted model, not a curated record